Mus caroli (Ryukyu mouse) is the source of this 3134-nucleotide messenger RNA. RefSeq names its product WD repeat domain 5 (gene Wdr5). Lineage: Eukaryota; Metazoa; Chordata; Mammalia; Rodentia; Muridae. The record is from RefSeq and is a predicted model, not a curated record. Gene Ontology annotation, molecular function: histone binding. Gene Ontology annotation, cellular component: Set1C/COMPASS complex.
UCCCGCGCCGCUGCCGCCUAGUCCAGCAGAUCGUCUGCUCUCGCGCGUAGGGCUAGCCGACGCGACGCCAGAGCGCCCGGCCCCGCCGCCGCGGCCCCGGCAGUGUCUAGGGUGGAAACCAGGAGUCUACGUUUGACUGGAGGGAGACUGAUGGCUGCUGCCCUUCCAUAGUCAGGCUCACUUUAGUGUAAAGCCCCGGCUGCGGCUGCCGGUUACUUACCUCCUUUGUGGGCAGUGGAGGCCAGCUCCAAACCACCUGCUGAGGAUCCUGCUUAACCCAGCUUCCUCCCAGACCUGCCCUCCCCAAGUCCUGCUUUCCUGAGUGCUCUGUCUUGGACUCUACCCUGUGGAAUUGGAAAGUGGUGGUCUCCUUUGAGACGGUUUCAGGCCCCAUACCAUAGAGUACGGUUUAGCUGACAGCCUCUUCCAUUGUGACUCCCCCUUCACGGUGUCCUGCCCUGUGGGCUUCAGAGCCAUGGCCACGGAGGAGAAGAAGCCAGAGACAGAGGCUGCAAGAGCACAGCCCACUCCUUCCUCAUCAGCCACACAGAGCAAGCCCACACCAGUGAAGCCAAACUAUGCCCUGAAGUUCACCCUGGCUGGUCACACCAAAGCUGUGUCCUCUGUGAAGUUCAGCCCCAAUGGGGAAUGGCUGGCGAGUUCAUCUGCUGAUAAACUCAUUAAAAUUUGGGGAGCAUAUGACGGAAAGUUUGAGAAAACUAUAUCUGGUCACAAACUGGGAAUAUCUGAUGUAGCGUGGUCAUCAGAUUCUAAUCUCCUUGUGUCUGCCUCUGAUGAUAAAACUUUGAAGAUUUGGGACGUGAGUUCCGGGAAGUGUCUGAAGACCCUCAAGGGCCACAGUAACUACGUCUUCUGCUGCAACUUCAACCCCCAGUCCAACCUCAUCGUCUCAGGGUCUUUUGAUGAAAGUGUGAGGAUAUGGGACGUGAAGACGGGGAAGUGCCUCAAGACUCUGCCUGCCCAUUCGGACCCAGUCUCAGCCGUUCAUUUCAACCGUGAUGGAUCGUUGAUUGUUUCCAGUAGCUAUGAUGGCCUCUGCCGAAUCUGGGACACCGCCUCUGGCCAGUGUCUGAAGACACUCAUUGAUGAUGACAAUCCUCCAGUGUCCUUCGUGAAGUUCUCUCCAAAUGGCAAAUACAUCCUGGCUGCAACUUUGGACAACACACUGAAGCUCUGGGACUACAGCAAGGGGAAGUGCCUGAAGACAUACACUGGCCACAAGAAUGAGAAGUACUGCAUAUUUGCCAACUUCUCCGUGACAGGCGGGAAGUGGAUUGUGUCUGGUUCUGAAGAUAACCUGGUGUAUAUCUGGAAUCUGCAGACCAAGGAGAUUGUGCAGAAGUUGCAGGGUCACACAGAUGUUGUGAUUUCCACGGCUUGUCACCCGACAGAGAACAUCAUUGCUUCAGCAGCGUUAGAGAACGACAAAACAAUCAAACUGUGGAAGAGUGACUGCUAAGUCCUGGCUCCAUGGGAGACUUCAGGAAGCCACCCGGAUUGGCAAGAAACACAUGUGGGGCAGAGGCAUGGAGCCAGGCUGGGUUGACAGGCCUGUUAACCUCCUCUCUGAAGAUGUCGGGUCAGGGGAGUGCACACUACCGAGUCUUGAUAGCCACUGUGAUAUUUCUUGCCAAUUCUGUCUCUGCCUGGGGAAGUUCCUGGUCUGUUCUGUGCUCAGAGGCAACAAAUUUUUAAUUUUUUAUUACAAGAGUGAGUUCAGCUCCUCAUGGGUUGUUUUUCUCUGUGGUUGUUGUUUUUGGUAUUGUAUUGCCCAGUGCACACUGGAACAGGACCUACAGCCCUACUCCCAUUCCCUGCCUCCAGCCCUGGCCUGCUUGUUCAAUUUUCCUGCCUGUAAUAGUACCCAGCGUGCUUCCAUGAGUUUCUGGAAACACAGAAAGGUUGUAAGUUGUAUCUGUGUCAAGUCCCUUUGUUCUUUUGGAGUUCAUAGGUCAACACUGACCUCUCAGUGGUUGAAAUGUCUCCUUGUCUCACUGGUAUCACUCAGUAAGCCACACACACUGUAAUAAAAGGUGGGUAUGGACUGGGUGUGGCCCUGAGUUCUGACCAGAGCUCUUUGACACCUGGCUCUAUAAAGCCCUCCUCCCUUCCUGGCAGGAGUUGGAAAGGUCUCUGGGAGGAUGGAUCCUUGUUGUGCCUCUUCUCAGUGGCUGCUGUGGGUACUGAGUGUUUGGAGAGGAAGAACCUCAGAUGAGAAAGAGUGGAAGGAAGUCUUGGAAAGGCACCAUGUGUAGUGAGGUUCUGGACCUCUUUAUUCUGUGCAGGAGGGAGGAGUUCAAUAUGGUGCUUGACCCAGCAGGUACAGCUUCCUGCCUUGGCCUCUAAACCCACCACACUUCUCUUAUGUCCUUGGCCCCCGCCCCAAAUGGAUCCUCAGGUGACCAGGACUGGAAAGAGGUAAUGGCCAAACUCAGAACUACACAGCAUUUUCACAACUGCUGCUGGCUGAACCCAGGGUGACCUACCGUGGAGCAGACUGCAGAGGUUCUAGGAGUACAGACGGGUGGCUGAGGUUGCUGGGCACAGACAUGGGUGGAAAGGAGAUUCUGGGUUUGCUCUGGUUGCGGCAGCAACCAUCUGAGGCCAAUACUGAUGUGUAUUGAAGCCACAUCACCCAGAUCAGUAGCUGCUCUACUCUGCCUUUGCCAAGGCUUGUCCCCAGCUGUGGUCCUGAUAGCCCUUUCUCCCUCCAUCGUGCAUAAUAAGAAUCCAAAGGUGUUGGAAAAGGAACCCCAUACAUUGUCCCUUCUUUGAGGGAGAUGGUGUGCAAAUGGACUAUCACAUCGAAGAAGCCAUUGUUAAAGAGGGUGGCUUGUCACACUGACAUGGGCUCUGGGGCCCCUGGCGUCUGUUGGAUAGAUGUACCUGGGUUCUGGUCAAUGUUGUGGGCAUGUUGCUGGGGUUUCUGGAGGGUGGUGAGGUCCUUCCAGCUGUGGCCUGGUGUGCGGCCUCCUCCUGAGGGAGGGAGCUUGCUUGCCAUGGCAAGCACAGUAUCCCCGAGUAUAGUUUAUUUUUUCUACAGUUGAACUCUGUUGUAGAUUUAUGUAAAAAUACAUUCUCUUUUUAAAAAUAAAGAUUUUCAUGCCUUGUAA